This is a messenger RNA of Cylicostephanus goldi, 722 nucleotides long. Lineage: Eukaryota; Metazoa; Nematoda; Chromadorea; Rhabditida; Strongylidae. The record is from the annotation of a GenBank genome assembly.
UGCAGGCCACCUCCUAAUCCGAAAGACUGUGUAAAGAGGCCACCGGUUGUAACGAUUAUGGGCCAUGUUGAUCAUGGCAAAACGACACUGCUGGAUGCUAUACGAAAUAGUCACAUUGUUGAUAGCGAGUUUGGUGGAAUUACUCAACAUAUCGGAGCUUUUUCAGGUGAGGUUUUCCAUAAUUACAUGAGUGUAGAAGGUCGUUGCGUAAACAUUGGAGUUUUUCAUCGGAAGCUAUCAAACUUGCAGAGAAAAAGCGCGCCUCGUGACUGUUUCCACAUUCAUCCCUUUGGCCGUGUCAUCUUCAUUUUCAUUUCAGUUGAUCUCAAAGGCGUAGGCCGUCGCGUAACGUUUCUCGAUACUCCUGGUCAUGCAGCUUUUGCUGCGAUGAGAGCUCGAGGGGCGAAAGGCGCGGACAUUGUAGUACUGGUAGUUGCAGCUGAUGAUGGUGUCAAGGAACAGACGGUGCAAAGCAUCAAAUUCGCUCAGUCAGCCGGUGUUCCUAUUGUCGUCGCAAUCAACAAAUGUGACAAGCCGAAUGCUGAUCCGGUAAGUUUAGUUCUUCUUUUGUUUUAUUCAUUUUUGCUAUACAAAGUAUGUGUAUGCUUUCAUGACGUGAUCAAACUUGUCGUUAAAUGGUUAACUGAACGUAUUUAUUGCGAAUCAUUGCUAAUUGCCGCCAUCAGAUGUUACUCUUUGGUACAAAAUAUCAGACGUUGAAU